AGCCCAGCCCUCCCUAGCAUCACCCCUUCCAUCCUAUUCCUCAGCCAAGAGCCAGGAAUCCCAAUUCCAGAUCCCACACUUCCCUGCCUGCCUCAGGUCCCAGCUCUUGCUCCUGCCUGUUUGCCUGGAAAUGGCCGUGCUUCUCCUCCUCUUUGGGGUGCUGGUGGUAAGCCCAGACGCUCUGGGGAGCACGACAGCUGUGCAGACACCCACCACCAGAGAGCCUGUUGUCUCUACUAGCGAGGCCCUGAGCUCAAAGAUGUACACCACUUCAAUAACAAGUGACCCUAAGGCCAACAGCACUGGGGACCAGACCUCAGCCCUACCUCCCUCAACUUCCGUCAAUGAGGGACCCCCUCUUUGGACUUCCAUUGGUGCCAGCACUGGUUCCCCUUUACCUGAGCCAACAACCUUCUGGGAAGUUUCCGUCAAGACGUCAUCAGUGCCCCAGGAAACCCUUCAUGCAACCAGUCAUCCUGCUGCUCCCAUAACAGCAAACUCUCCAGGAUCCCACACCGUGACAGGUGGAACCAUAACAACGAACUCUCUGGAAACCUCCAGUAGGACCAGUGAAGCCCCUGUUACCACGGCAGCUAGCUCUCUGGAGACCUCCAGAGGCACCUCUGGACCCCCUCUUACCAUGGCAACUGUCUCUCUGGAGACUUCCAAAGGCACCUCUGGACCCCCUGUUACCAUGGCAACCGACUCUCUGGAGACCUCCGCUGGGACCACUGGACCCCCUGUUACCAUGACAACUGGCUCUCUGGAGCCCUCCAGCGGGGCCAGUGGACCCCAGGUCUUUAGUGUAAAACUAUCCACGAUGAUGACUCCAACGACCUCCACCAACGCAAGCACUGUGCCCUUCCGGAACCCAGAUGAGAACUCACGAGGCAUGCUGCUGGUGGCCGUGCUUGUGGCCCUGCUGGCGGUCAUAGUCCUCGUGGCUCUGCUCCUGCUGUGGCGUCGGCGGCAGAAGCGGCGGACUGGGGCCCUGGUGCUGAGCAGAGGCGGCAAGCGUAACGGGGUGGUGGACGCCUGGGCUGGGCCAGCCCAGGUCCCUGAGGAGGGGGCCCUGACAGUGACCGUGGGAGGGUCUGGGGGCGACAAGGGCUCUGGGGUCCCCGAUGGGGAGGGGUCUGGCCGGCGACCCACACUCACCACUUUCUUUGGCAGACGGAAGUCUCGCCAGGGCUCCCUGGCGAUGGAGGAGCUGAAGUCUGGGUCAGGCUCCAGCCUCAAAGGGGAGGAGGAGCCGCUGGUGGCCAGCGAGGAUGGGGCUGUGGACGCCCCAGCUCCUGAUGAGCUCGAAGCGGGAGACGGGGCUGCCCCUUAAGUGCUGGUGAAUAGUGAGGCUGGAGGCCGGAAUCUCAGCCAGCGUGCAGCACCUUCCCUCUCACCAUCACACUGCCCCCUCGCUCCCACCUUUCCACCCGUCACCCCGAUCCUCACCCGAAUCUUUUCUUUUUCUUUUGAGACAGAGUUUCGCUUUGUCGCCCAGGCCGGAGUGCAAUGCACGAUCUCAGCUCACUGCAACUUCUGCCUCCUGAGUUCAAGCGAUUCUCCUGCCUCAGCUUCCCGAGUAACUGAGAUUACAGGCACCCACCACCAUGCCCAGCUGCUUUUUUGUAUUUUUGGUAGAGAUGGGGUUUCACCAUGUUGGCUAGGCUGGUCUCAAACUCCUGACCUCAGGUGAUCCACCUGCCUCGGCCUCCCAAAGUGCUGAGAUUAUAGACAUGAGCCACCGCACCUUGCCUCCUCACCCGCCUCUUCACUCUGAAUCCUCAUCAGGCUUCUCAGCCCUGGAUUUCCUGCUGGUAUCCUCACCCAGCACCCGCAACUAGCACCUGGGCAGGGCAGGGCUGGCACCUCUCGACGUCUGUGGACUGAAUGAAUAAACCCUCCUCAUCCACCCCU
Messenger RNA from Nomascus leucogenys (northern white-cheeked gibbon), 1914 nucleotides. RefSeq names its product sialophorin (gene SPN). Lineage: Eukaryota; Metazoa; Chordata; Mammalia; Primates; Hylobatidae. Gene Ontology annotation, biological process: regulation of immune response; type II interferon production; regulation of T cell migration. Gene Ontology annotation, molecular function: heat shock protein binding; transmembrane signaling receptor activity. Bases 131 to 1333 code for a protein of 400 amino acids. Gene Ontology annotation, cellular component: external side of plasma membrane. The record is from RefSeq and is a predicted model, not a curated record. The transcript is spliced from 3 exons.